UUUUAUUGUACCACACAAAUACCAUAAGUACUUUUUGUAAGGGUGUGAAACCAGGCCUUAGUGUUUUAGAUUAGUUUUACGAGUUACGCUUUCAAAAAUGUAUAUAAUAACCAUAUGGAGUAAAAAAUGUAUUAUCACCAGAAUAUUUAGUCAUUUGUUUCAGGCAACAAUUGUGUUAAAAACGAUAUGCUAAUACCAAGUUACCGCAGUUUCCUGUCUAAAAACUACACACAUCCGGAACUUCAGCCCGAGCUCUGUGUGCAGUGUGGUCCUCCGGGCGCAUAGGAGGCGCUGUGGCCCCCCACGUACCGCGCUCACCGUCACUAAUCCCGGGAAACGUUUUCUGGAGGCGCAAGACAACCGGUAAAAAUGCCCAUGAUCGAAUACGACGACUCAAAACCCAGCUGGGCCGAUCAAGUGGAGGAGGAAGGAGAUGAAGGUCCACUCCCUUCACCUAAAGAGACUGUUAAAGGUAACAUUAAGACCAUCACAGAAUACAAGAUUGAUGACGAUGGCAAGAAACUAAAGAUUAUCAGAACCUUUAAAAUUGAGACGCGCAAGGCCUCCAAAGCAGUUGCCAGGAGGAAGAAUUGGAAGAAAUUUGGCAAUGCUGAAUUCGACCAACCAGGGCCUAAUGUUGCCACCACUACAGUGAGCGAUGAUGUCUUCAUGACUUUCAUCUCUAACAAAGAGGACUUGAAUGCUCAAGACCAGGAUGAGGAUCCCAUGAACAAGCUGAAAGGACAGAAGAUCGUGUCCUGCCGUAUCUGUAAGGGCGAUCACUGGACCACCCGCUGUCCGUACAAGGAUACGCUUGGACCUAUGCAGAAGGAACUAGCCGAGCAGUUGGGCUUGUCCACAGGAGACAAAGACAAAGCAGCAGAGCCUGAGCCUGCUCAACCCGUCCAGAGCAAGACCGGGAAGUAUGUUCCCCCUAGCCUGCGGGACGGAAGCACACGCAGAGGAGAGUCUAUGCAACCUAACCGCAGAGCUGAUGAUAAUGCUACAAUCCGUGUGACCAACCUGUCCGAGGACACCAGGGAAACAGAUCUGCAGGAACUUUUCAGACCUUUCGGUUCCAUCUCUAGGAUCUAUCUGGCUAAAGACAAGAACACAGGCCAGUCUAAGGGCUUCGCUUUCAUCAGUUUCCACCGGCGUGAGGAUGCCGCAAGAGCCAUCGCUGGUGUGUCCGGCUUUGGCUACGAUCAUCUCAUUCUCAAUGUGGAAUGGGCCAAGCCUUCAAACAACUAAGAAUUCAACAUAUUCCAGGAGAUCUGAAAGUGUUCUCCCAGUUCUAUAAGGCAGUGAUCCAAAUAAAUGCACAAUGUUAAAAAAAUGAA
Molecule: messenger RNA, 1340 nt
Organism: Triplophysa dalaica
Lineage: Eukaryota; Metazoa; Chordata; Actinopteri; Cypriniformes; Nemacheilidae
Gene: eif3g
Product: eukaryotic translation initiation factor 3, subunit G
Exons: 10
Coding region: 370-1251 (293 amino acids)
Cellular component (GO): eukaryotic translation initiation factor 3 complex; cytoplasm
Molecular function (GO): RNA binding; translation initiation factor activity
Source: RefSeq, a predicted model, not a curated record